Molecule: messenger RNA, 1973 nt
Organism: Mytilinidion resinicola
Lineage: Eukaryota; Fungi; Ascomycota; Dothideomycetes; Mytilinidiales; Mytilinidiaceae
Product: kinase-like protein
Exons: 2
Coding region: 15-1634 (539 amino acids)
Biological process (GO): mitotic DNA damage checkpoint signaling; protein phosphorylation
Cellular component (GO): nucleus
Molecular function (GO): protein serine/threonine kinase activity; ATP binding
Source: RefSeq, a predicted model, not a curated record
UAUUGACCAAGUCAAUGGACCUCGAGAAGGGAGAGAACGGUCAACACUUGCACUUUGGGAAAGGGGAGUUCAUUCCCUUCGAGCCCAAGGAAGUCCUUGGCUCCGGUCGAUUUGGAGAAGUUGAUAGAGUGAUUAGCCUCAUCACUUACAAAGAAUACGCCAGAAAAAGCAUCAGCCGCCGUCUAGCUUUUGACAGCGCGCGGAGACGCGAGGCGGUUGAGGCCUUCAUCAAAGAAAUCCACAUUUUGAAAACCCUCAGGCAUCAGCACACAGUUCAACUCAUCGGCACCUAUACCGAUUCGACAUCCUUUUGCUUCAUCAUGUCCCCUGUAGCUGAUAUGAACCUCUCGGCGUACCUCUCAGAUACUGUGCUAUCGUCUUUGGCAAAAAAAGCUACACUACGAACUUUCUUUGGAUGUCUUUCCUGCGCGGUUCGGUACUUGCAUGAUAAUCGGAUCCGUCACAAAGACAUCAAGCCGCAAAAUAUUCUUGUGAAAGGAAAAAAGCUGUUACUCGCUGACUUUGGUAUCUCCCAAGAUUACAAUGGAACGCAGAGUACAACGUCAGGUCCCGCACCAUUUUCACCGCGUUAUUGUGCUCCUGAAGUUUCACUCCAGCAAUCACGCAAUUACUCUUCGGAUGUAUGGUCUCUUGGUUGCGUAUUCCUUGAAAUCACAGCAGCGCUCAAGUCUUGGACCGUUGACCGCCUUCAUACAUACUUCGAACUUGAAGGAACUCAAGAACGGUUUAUUCGUCAAAAUGAUCUGGGCUUGCAAACCCUACUCGUCAUACUCAGUAAUGAAGGCUCUGCCAUAGAUAACUCACCUCUGAAUUGGACAAAAGAAAUGUUGAAGAUCGAUCGACACGACCGCCCAACGGCUGCUACCAUCGCGGAGGCUACCAUGGAGCAGACCGACAGCGGGUCCCGGUUUUGCGGCAUGUGUUGCUUGAUACAAGAAGAUGACGAUCUUGAUAGUCUUAUAGGGUUCGUCGACGACAAACACGGAGAAACACCAAUGCAGCCCGCCCCUUUUCCGCCUGCAGAUGAUGAUGUGGACACAGACGAUAGCGCGGAGACAUGGGAUUACGGAGAGACAGACUCAAAUUAUACGGGAGAUAGUUAUGAAGUAAUCGAGUCAGAGUCGCAGCAAUCAGUGGGUAUGAAGAGAUGUAGACAUCGGGUCUGCUACACGUGCUUGUGCUACCUAUUUGAGCACGCGGUCUUCAGCCCCGAAUUCAUGCCACCCUCCUGCUGCUUGAAAUCGGCAUUUACGUUUGACAUGGUAGACUGCUUGUUUAGCAGAGACUUCAAAUUACGUUGGCAAAUAGCCUGCAAGAUUACUUAUAUAAAGGAUAAAGAGGGUUUCAUGCAUGGAGAACCAUACAUUCAUAAGUCUAUGCUCCAGCUUCUUUGCUGGUGCAGAUUGUCAGAUGCCCAGUGGUAUAUUUUCAUUAGCAGUAUGGAAGAGGGGCAUGUGUUCAAGAUCUGUAGCACUUGUAAGGGGUUGAGAUGUUCAUUAUGCGCUUGGUCGUGGCCAUCUCCGGUAAUCAGCGAGUGGGAAGAGGAUAGCAAUCUGUCGUCAGAAUUAUCACCUAUGUCGCCUAGCCCCCGCGGGGCUCUUGAAGAUUGGUAGAGAACGAAGUAGUGCCAUGCAUCACAUAAAAGGAUCUUUGGCUUCGGCUCCACAUCACACCGGACACAUGUGUAUACAGAGGAAUUCGACGAAAACACGAGUUCUACCUCUAGUGAUGGUUCUUUGAGGGCAGGUGAAAGAUCGCCCUAUGCCUCACCUUUGGAGGAGUGAGGCUUACGUAGAGCCUAAGGAAGAUGAUAGGGAUCGCGAUAAGAAGAAACCUUACCCGAAGCCUGCGCUUAGGAGGAACGAAACCGACGUCUAUUAGCAUCCUUGUGUGCCAGGCCCCUAGACCAGGAUUCAAUAUCGAUAACCUUGUUUACUGGACAUAAAACCUUC